GUGGUCCUGUGCCUGUCCCGCUUUUUUUGUGCCCCGAUCCUUGCCUUCAGUUCCGUCCCCCUUUCCGCCGCCCAGUCCGGCCUCCCACCGUAUUCGGCAACCCUCGGCCCCCUGGGCUCCGCACCCGCUCCGCGGACCCCGCAGGUGUCCGCUCGGUGCCACAUUCGUUCUGCGCCCCUCGCGGCCAGGUAGUCGCUUGUCCGUCCCCGCGAACAGCCCCCGCGGGCGCCGGCGGCGGCUGGCGGUCGGUGGGCGGGUCCCCGGGUGCGCGGCGGCGCGGGACGGGCGGGCGGUGGGGUGUGCGCGGGCGCGCGGCGGGGGGGUGCCUGUCGUGCGCGCGGGCGGCGCCGCCGCGAGUGGGUGGGAUGGUCGCGGGGGGCGCGGGCGCGGCGGGGGGGGCGACGGGGCGUCGCGGGUGGCGUGGCGCGGUCGUGGCGCGGGGCGGGGCGGCGUGGGGGGGUCGGGGGGGGGGGGGGGUGUUGGUGCUGUGGGUGUGUGCGGGGGCCAGGCGGCGGGCGGCGGCGCGCGGUCGGGGGGCCGCGCGGCGGGGCGGGGCGGGCGUGGGCGGCGGCGGGGCGGCGCGCGUGGUCUGCGGGGGGUGUUGCCGGGUGCGCGGGGGGCCCGGCGGCAGGGGCUGCGCGCGUGGGGCGGGCGUGUGGCGGCGCCGGCGGCGGGCGCUGCGCGGGGGCCGCCGGGGGUGUGGGUCGGGGGUGCGGGGGUGUGCCGCGCGGGGGGGGCGCGUGUGCCGGGGCCUCGCGCGCGCGGGGGGCGGGGGGGCGGCGCGUGCGGGGGGGGGGGGGGGGGGGGGGGGGGGGGGGGGGGGGGGGGGGGGGGAGGGGGGUGGGGGGGGGGGGGGUGGCGGGGGGGGUGGGGGGGGGGGGGGGGGGGGGGGGGGAGGGGGGGGGGGGGCGAAGGGGAGCGGCGCAGCGCGUGGUGCCGGUGCGGGGGGGCCGCGGGCCCGGCCGUGGGGACUGCGCGGAGCGGCCGAGGCGCGGGGGGUGCCGGCUGGUGGGGCGUGGCGGCGUGCGUGCGCGGGGUGGGCGGCCGUGGGCGCGCCGGCGCGCGUGCGGGGGUGUGGUGUUGGUGGUGGUGUGCGGGUGUGCGGGGCGCGUGGGGGCUGGUUCGCGUGCUGGCGGGGGUCUAUGUUGUUGUGGUGGUGUGUGCUCGGGGGGUGGCGGGCCGUUGCGUGGUGGUGGGUUUUGGGCGGCGCGGGGCGGUCUCGUCGGGGUGGCUUGCGCGUGGCGGUGGUGGUAUGGUGGUGUGGUGGGUGUGGUGCGCGGGCGGCGUGUCGUGUUGUGGGGUGCGGGGGUUUGGUGUGGGGGUGGGGUGUUGGUGGGAUGUGUGCGGCGCGCGUGUGGGGGGGGGGGGGGGCCUCUGCGGGUGCGCGUUUGCGUGGCUGGGGUGUGUGGUGUGUGUUCGCUGUUGCGGUGCGCGGGGCUUGUCGGUCGGCGGGGGGUGGUCUGCGGGGGCGCGCCGCGUGCGCCGCGGCGCGCGUGGUGGUCGCGCUGGCGGGUGCCGUGGGCGCGGGUCGCGGUGUUCGUGGCUCGGCGGUGCGGCGUUUCCGCCUCCGGGCGCCAGUGUGCCGUCGCUGGGCUGGGUGGCGUCGUCGUCGGGCGGCCGGUGGCGGCGCGGUGCGCUCGGCUCGGGGGUGGGUGCCGUGCGGGCGCUGCGGCGGCGCUGUGCCUGGGGCGGGUGGGCUCCGCUCCCUGCGGUCGGUGCGCCUUGCGUGUCGGCCUGGGCGCUCGCGUGCGCGGGGGGGGGGGGGGGGUGGGGCCGGGUCGGUGCUUGCGUGGGGGGUGGCGGUUCGGGCGGUGUGUGGCGGCGUGGCGGGGGGGGGCCGGCGGCGCGCGCCGCGGUGCGGCGCGGGCGUGGUGUGUGUGGCGUUGCGGUCGCGUGGGGGUGCGGCGGGCGGGGUGCUGCGCGGGCGUGGGCGCGCGGUGGCGCCGGGGGCUUCUGUGCGUUGCGCGUCGCCCGCGGCCGGGCGGUGGUCGGGGUGUCGCGCGCGCGCGGCCGGUGCUGUUGGUUGUGUGGUGUUUGGGUGUUGUGGUCGGCGUUGCCGCGGCGUUGCGCGCGCGCGCGCGCGUCCGGGGCCGCGCACGCGGCGGCUGGUGCGCGUGCGCUGGUGGUGCGCGCCGCGGCGCGCGCCGGGCGGGCGGGUCCUGCGGCGGGCGCGUGGCGGCGGGGGUGCCGGGCGCGGCGCGGGCGCGCGCUCGGCGCGCGGGCGCGUCGCGGUCGCAGUGGGGGGGUGGCCGCGGUGUGCAUGCCGCGCGGGGGGGGGGGGGAGGGGGGGGGGGGGAGGGGGGGGGGGGGGCGGGGGGGGGGGGGGGGGGUGGGG
Messenger RNA from Dendrobium catenatum, 2335 nucleotides. Its product is annotated as glycine-rich cell wall structural protein 1.8-like. Lineage: Eukaryota; Viridiplantae; Streptophyta; Magnoliopsida; Asparagales; Orchidaceae. The record is from RefSeq and is a predicted model, not a curated record. The transcript has 2 exons. The annotation marks the transcript as partial.